AUUUGAACCUUAAGAAAAUCCAAGGCAGGCGAGAAGGGUGACGUUUGACCUUGGAACCCAAAACUGCACUGAUCAUUUGAUGCGAAGAACAUCUACUAACCGCAGCAAACCUAAGACGACAUACAGAUCUUUCUAGAUCUUUCUACUGCAAUGGGAUUAUUCGCUUACACCCUAGCAGGAGGUAGCUUGAUCCUUAUCGGCGGAUGGGAAUCUCUGGUUUCAGAUCAACCCACGACGGCAUCGCCAUCUUCAUCUGUGUCAACGAAGAAACCGCCGUCUUCUUCUUCUUCAUCGGUGACUUUUGUUGCAGUCACCGUUCUCUCAUUCUUGUUCGUUUUAAACUCUCUAGUAUCGUUAAUCGAUGCCCACAACUUCAAGGAUUCGAUCGGAUUCGUCCUCCAGCUAGAGGUAAUCGCCAUUGCUUCACUGUUUCUUGUCUACUCGAUUAUUGGUGUCCUUACCCAUGUAAAUAGUUCGAUGUUGUUCCCUUCAUCAAUCUUAAAUCUGCUUUGUCUGUUCGGUUUCAUUGAAGAAUUCAUGUUGUUUUACCUUCAAAGGAAAGACAUAAGUGGAAUCGAGAACCAGUAUUACGAUCUAUUGCUCGUUCCUAUUGGUGUAUGUGUUGUGUCAACAAUGCUUGAACUGAAAACACCAAAGGCUAGAUAUGCUAGGUUGGGGCGUGGGAUUGGAUUGAUAUUACAGGGGACAUGGUUGAUUCAAAUGGGUUUGUCUUUCUUCUCGAGUGUAAUUGCAAAUGGGUGCUCUUUACAUGAGAAGAGUAGAGGGAAUUUUACUGUGAAAUGCAAAGGGCAUCCUGAAUAUCAUAGAGGAAGAGCAAUUGCCACGCUUCAGUUCAAUUGUCAUCUUGCUUUCCUUGUGGUUAUGGUUGUUGGCUUGUACUCUUUUGUUUCUAAGAAGAGAGUAGGAGGAGGGUUUGAUGGAGAAUACAGGCAAAUUGGUGCUGAAAUGCAGGCCAUCGACGGUGGUGGUGGUGGUGGUGGCUAUAGUCAUCAACAGUUCACUCUAGAUUCUGAUGAUGAUGAUGACAAACCAGGUCAAGAUCAAGGUCAAGAUGAGAUCAAAGAAGUGAGGAUUAAGGAGAAGGGUGAAGAAGUUAAUGGUUUAGAUUCCCAUUGAGAAGGUACUACUACUACUUACUUGUAAGUGUUUGAUGAUUUACAAGGAGUUUUAUCCAUUCAUUUUGUUCUUUAUGAUGAUGAUGAUAUUGAUGAAGAACUAACCUACUA
Molecule: messenger RNA, 1247 nt
Organism: Impatiens glandulifera
Lineage: Eukaryota; Viridiplantae; Streptophyta; Magnoliopsida; Ericales; Balsaminaceae
Exons: 1
Coding region: 151-1137 (328 amino acids)
Source: RefSeq, a predicted model, not a curated record